Messenger RNA from Suricata suricatta (meerkat), 4841 nucleotides. RefSeq names its product tousled like kinase 2 (gene TLK2). NCBI's taxonomy places the organism in Eukaryota, Metazoa, Chordata, Mammalia, Carnivora, Herpestidae. The transcript is spliced from 21 exons. Gene Ontology annotation, biological process: chromosome segregation; peptidyl-serine phosphorylation; intracellular signal transduction. The coding region runs from base 6 to 2258 and encodes 750 amino acids. Gene Ontology annotation, cellular component: nucleus. The record is from RefSeq and is a predicted model, not a curated record. Gene Ontology annotation, molecular function: ATP binding; protein serine/threonine kinase activity.
UAGAAAUGAUGGAAGAAUUGCAUAGCCUGGACCCUCGACGGCAGGAAUUAUUAGAGGCCAGGUUUACAGGGGUUGGCGUUAGUAAGGGGCCACUCAAUAGUGAGUCUUCCAAUCAGAGCUUGUGCAGCGUGGGGUCCUUGAGUGAUAAAGAAGUAGAGACUCCUGAGAAAAAACAGAAUGACCAGCGAAACCGGAAAAGAAAAGCUGAACCGUAUGAAACUAGCCAAGGGAAAGGCACUCCUAGGGGACAUAAAAUUAGUGAUUACUUUGAGUUUGCCGGGGGAAGCGGGCCGGGAACCAGCCCUGGCAGAAGUGUUCCGCCAGUUGCACGAUCCUCACCGCAACAUUCCUUAUCCAAUCCCUUACCGCGGCGAGUGGAGCAGCCCCUCUAUGGCUUAGAUGGCAGCGCUGCGAAGGAGGUGGCGGAGGAGCAGUCGGCCCUGCCAACCCUCAUGUCAGUGAUGCUGGCGAAGCCUCGGCUGGACACGGAGCAGCUGGCGCAGAGGGGAGCUGGCCUCUGCUUCACCUUUGUUUCAGCUCAGCAAAACAGCCCCUCUUCUACGGGAUCUGGCAACACAGAGCAUUCCAGCAGCUCCCAGAAGCAGAUCUCCAUCCAGCACAGACAGACGCAGUCUGACCUCACAAUAGAAAAAAUAUCUGCACUAGAAAACAGUAAGAAUUCUGACUUAGAAAAGAAGGAGGGAAGAAUAGACGAUUUGUUAAGAGCCAACUGUGAUUUGAGGCGGCAGAUUGAUGAACAGCAAAAGAUGCUAGAGAAGUAUAAAGAACGAUUAAAUCGGUGUGUGACAAUGAGCAAGAAACUCCUUAUAGAAAAGUCAAAACAAGAGAAGAUGGCAUGUAGAGAUAAAAGCAUGCAAGACCGCUUGAGAUUGGGCCACUUUACCACUGUUCGACACGGGGCCUCUUUUACUGAGCAAUGGACAGAUGGUUAUGCUUUCCAGAACCUUAUCAAGCAGCAGGAAAGGAUAAAUUCACAGAGGGAGGAGAUAGAAAGACAACGGAAAAUGCUAGCAAAGCGGAAACCCCCUGCCAUGGGACAGGCCCCGCCGGCAACCAAUGAGCAGAAACAGCGGAAAAGCAAGACCAACGGAGCUGAAAAUGAAACGUUAACAUUAGCAGAAUACCAUGAACAAGAAGAAAUCUUCAAACUCAGAUUAGGUCAUCUUAAAAAGGAGGAAGCAGAGAUCCAGGCAGAGCUGGAAAGGCUAGAAAGGGUUAGAAAUCUACAUAUCAGGGAACUAAAAAGGAUACAUAAUGAAGAUAAUUCACAAUUUAAAGAUCAUCCAACGCUAAAUGACAGAUAUUUGUUGUUACAUCUUUUGGGUAGAGGAGGUUUCAGUGAAGUUUACAAGGCAUUUGAUCUAACAGAACAAAGAUAUGUAGCUGUGAAAAUUCACCAGUUAAAUAAAAACUGGAGAGAUGAGAAAAAGGAGAAUUACCACAAGCAUGCGUGUAGGGAAUACCGGAUUCACAAAGAACUGGAUCAUCCCAGAAUAGUUAAGCUGUAUGAUUACUUUUCACUGGACACUGACUCGUUUUGUACAGUAUUAGAGUACUGUGAGGGAAAUGAUCUGGACUUCUACCUGAAACAGCACAAAUUAAUGUCGGAGAAAGAGGCCCGAUCCAUUAUCAUGCAGAUUGUGAAUGCUUUAAAGUACUUAAAUGAAAUAAAACCUCCCAUCAUACACUAUGACCUCAAACCAGGUAAUAUUCUUUUAGUAAAUGGUACAGCAUGUGGAGAGAUAAAAAUCACAGAUUUUGGUCUUUCCAAGAUCAUGGAUGACGAUAGCUACAAUUCAGUGGAUGGCAUGGAGCUAACGUCACAAGGUGCUGGUACUUAUUGGUAUUUACCACCAGAGUGUUUUGUGGUUGGGAAAGAGCCACCAAAGAUCUCCAAUAAAGUUGAUGUCUGGUCAGUGGGUGUGAUCUUCUACCAGUGUCUUUAUGGAAGGAAGCCUUUUGGCCACAACCAGUCCCAGCAAGACAUUCUACAAGAAAAUACUAUCCUUAAAGCUACUGAAGUGCAGUUCCCGCCAAAGCCAGUAGUAACACCUGAAGCAAAGGCGUUUAUUCGACGAUGCUUGGCCUACCGAAAGGAGGACCGCAUCGAUGUCCAGCAGCUGGCCUGUGACCCCUACUUGCUGCCUCACAUCCGGAAGUCGGUCUCCACAAGUAGCCCUGCUGGAGCCGCCAUCGCAUCGACCUCGGGGGCGUCCAAUAACAGUUCUUCGAAUUGAGACCCACUCCUAGGCUGCAAACUGUUCAACACACACGGCGCGGACAAAUGGCAUUCAGCAGCGGGUUUGGAACAUAGCGAAAUCCGAAUGGAUCUCAUGAAACCUGUACCAGGUGCUUUUAUUUUCUUGCUUUUUUCCCAUCCAUAGAGCAUGACAGCAUCGAUUCUCAUUGAGGAGAAGCCUUGGGCAGCUCUGGCCAGGCCUCGUAGGAAAAGGCCCCGCCCGAGGUUCCGGCGUCAACGGCCACUACGUGUGGCUGCUCUGAGUGAGGAAAAAAUGAGAAAGAAAAACUGGUUCCAUGUACUGUGAACUUGAAAACAUGCAGACUCAGGGGGGUCCCUGAUGCAGUGCUUCAGAUGAAGAAUGUGGACUUGAAAAUACAGACUGGGCUAGUCCAGUGUCUAUAUUUAAACUUGUUCUUUUCUUUUAAUAAAGUUUAGGUAACAUCUCCUGAAAAGCUUGUAGCACAAAGGCUCAGCUGGGGAUGGUGUUUGACUUCGGAGGAAAAAAGUUGCUAUUGCCCGUUAAAGGCACUAGAGUUAGUGUUUUAUCCCUAAAUAAUUUCAAUUUUUAAAAACAUGCAGCUUCCCUCCCCCCUUUUUUAUUUUUGAAAGAAUACAUUUGGUCAUAAAGUGAAACCCGUAUUAGCAAGUACGUGGCAAUGUUCAUUCCAGUCAGAUGCAGCAUUCUCCUCCGUCUGGUCCCCUGUUGCAACUGCUUCCCUCAUCUCAGUAGGGAAAACGUCAAGUGGCAGGACUGAGAUGUGUGGGGCUUUGCCACUGGACAGAGAAGGAGGUUAGAAGCCCGCAGCUUGGAGUCUCUAGGUUUUCAACUACUUCUUCACAAUUUGAACACUUGACGGUUGUCCCUUUUAAUUUAUUUGAAGUGCUAUUUUUUUAAAUAAAGGUUCAUCUGUCCAUGCAGUCCUCUUGGAUUCUCUGAAUAUAGUAACUAUCAAAAAACUGUUCCAGAGGUAGGCAGAAAAUGGGCCAGGGAGCCAAAUACUCCAGGGAUCAGGAGAUCCUACCCAGGAGGUCCCACCUGCGGUCUCUGUGUGCUUGCUUAAAUGGUGUACCUUUCUUGUUAACCACGAUAUUAAAACUUGACCAGCUCGUAAGCUUUCCUCUGUUAGAUCUUUUGGCAGGAAACAACCUCCAACCCUCUAAAUUUUGUGGGUGUGUGCUGAUACGUGUGUCUGUGUGCGCGUGUGCACACACGCUUUGUCAACUCACCUGAAUAGAUUGAUCAAGUGGAGUUAAAAAAUAACUGCAGGGAGAUAGGUAUUUUGAAUAUGAACAUUCUUUUGGAACUCCUGGUUUUUGUUCUGUUUUGUUUUACAUUUGGUUGUUUCUGAGCUGUGUGAUCAGCUGAAGACGGAGCUGAAGUGGGAGAUGGGUGGCCCCACCGUGCCCUUGAAACAGCAGAGCACUUGACAGUAGAGAGGGGAGGAAGCUGGAGCCUGAGCAUGUGGUAGCCAGCUUGGAAUGUUUCUGACAUAUGUGGCAAGAGAGCUCAGCCAGAAAUAUUUAAAGAUGCAGCGUUCAGGCGUGCGGAAUCCCCAGGCAGGGGGAGGGCAGUCAGGAAGGGUAGAGAGCCUCACAUAACUCUAGUCCUAGUCUUUCAUGUGUGGAAAAUGUCACUGGUGACACUUUUGCUGGGACUUUUGUUGGUUUAGUGGACCUGCUCUGCCCCAGUCUCCCGGGUACCGGGAGAUCUUAAGGGAGGAGGAGUAAUUCCCAGCUGGAGAGACGUUUGUGAGUAGAUGCGGUCUACGGAACUCUGAAUGGAAGGAAGUCAGCCCAGGAGCCCUCAGUGCCCCCAGCUUUCCGUUUUAUCGUCACAAGUGUCUAUGCAUGGGUUGUACACAUGAUCUGUGUCUGUGUGUACCUUUUUUUUUUUAACCAUUACCUUUAAGCUGUUUAAACAGAGAGUCCUUACGGGGUCUCAGAGGUUGAGCAUGACCCUGAGAACCCUGAGAGGAUGGUGUCCGCGCACGUGAAGAGACGGAGGAGGCUAGACUUACUCAGAGUAUUAUGUCCUCUUCCUUGUUUUCUCCUUCUCAUGCAGUGAUCUUGCAAGACCUUUUUUUUUUUUUUAAAGAUUGAAAGAAUGCCGUAUCUUUAAACCUUCCCUCUAACUUCCCGCCUCCUUCUCCCCGUGGGCUUGUGAGUGAAGCUGCAGGACUUUAUCUGCCUUUUCUCCCCUUGCCCUGAAGAAGGUGUAUCCCCUCUCUCCUCGCUUCCCUUGGGUCUAGGGCCUGGCUGGAGCUGACUGGGCUCGCUCAAGUCUGGACAAGGCCUCUUUCCACUCCAUGGACUAGCCCCAGAGAACAUGCGGAAUGCUGACUUUUUCUAGACUUUUAAGUAGCCAGUGAAAUCACUAAGUGGGGUUCUUCCAUGACAUAUUUUGUUAAUAUGGGUUUCACUUUUUCCAAGGAUAAUCCCUUUUUGCCACAAUUGAUUUACUUUAAACAAUGACAAAAAAAAAAUGUGUAUUAAUUUGUAAUUAAACCCAGCCAGACUGUUUUGGACUUUCCCAACUUGGGGGGCGGGGUGGGGAGGAUAUUAAAAUAAGUUUUAAGAA